This is a messenger RNA of Trichoderma reesei QM6a, 2901 nucleotides long. RefSeq lists its product as uncharacterized. Gene Ontology annotation, molecular function: ribosome binding; translation initiation factor activity; mRNA binding. The coding region runs from base 402 to 2477 and encodes 691 amino acids. Gene Ontology annotation, cellular component: cytosolic small ribosomal subunit. Gene Ontology annotation, biological process: translational initiation. NCBI's taxonomy places the organism in Eukaryota, Fungi, Ascomycota, Sordariomycetes, Hypocreales, Hypocreaceae. The transcript is spliced from 2 exons. The record is from RefSeq and is a predicted model, not a curated record.
AGCCUUGAAAAGAACAGAGCCGACGCUUGGCUUUUUUGCUGCCUCCCCGCUGCACGAUUGCCUUGAUUGUCGAACCGACGGCCGCAGGUUGACUCCUUCAUCAGCGCCCGCUGUUUCUCCGUCUCUGACGCCAAACUGCCUGCAUCAUCCUAUCAGGAUUUUUUCUGCAGUGCGGAGAGUUUCCAUCGUUCAUCAACGAAUAACCAGAGCCCUUUUUGGUUCGUCUGCGCAAUCGCCCGCAGAAGGGAAGAAGGAGAACGGUCCAAUUGAUCGAUACGGAACAGAAAGGAAGCCAAGACAAGGACACUGAUUUUUGCAACGUACCGGCAUUACCCAGACCUACUGCAAAGGCCAUUCACCUCUUCCUCUAUUCAUCGGGAUUUCUGUGACUUUGACUAGCCAUGGCAUCCCCUUUGCAGUUCGCCUACCGAACCCAGAAGACCAUCGGCGUCUUUAACGCCGCCCCGGUCUACGCGCCCCUUUCUGGGUUCACCAAGCCCGAGGGAAACCUGCGGUGCUGUGCGUACUCGCCGUGCGGCCGCUUCUUUGGCUGGGCAACCCCCGAGGCCCUCAAUGUCGUCGAUACCUCCAGCGGCCAGCUCAUCCUGAGCCUGCCCAUUGCCAACGUCUACGAGCUCGGCUUCUCGCCCCUGGGCACCUUUGUCAUCACCUGGGAGCGGCCGGCCAAGGACGAGGCCGGCGACGCCACCAAGAACCUCAAGGUCUGGCGCACCGUCGAGGACGGCGUCGAUGCUGCCGCCAAGGUGCCUGUCGGCCAGUUUGUCCAGAAGCAGCAGGGCGGCUGGAACCUGCAGUACACCGCCGAUGAGGCCUACUGCGCCCGCCUCGUCACCAACGAGGUGCAGUUCUUCCAGAGCCAUGACCUCGUCACCGUUUGGAACAAGCUGCGCGUCGAGGGUGCCACCAACUUUGCUCUGGCUCCGGGCCAGGACCACGCUGUGGCCGUCUUUAUCCCUGAGCGCAAGGGAGCCCCCGCCGCCGUCAAAGUCUUCAAGGUGCCCGAAUUUCAGAACCCAAUCUCGCAAAAGACCUUCUUCAAGGGCGACAAGGUCCAGCUGAAGUGGAACAAGCGGGGAUCCAGCCUCUUGGUCCUGGCUCAGACCGACGUGGACCGCUCUGGCAAGAGCUACUACGGAGAGACGACUCUCUACCUGCUGAGCACCAACGGCACUCUGGACGCUCGCGUGACGCUGGACAAGGAGGGUCCGAUCCACGACGUCUCGUGGUCGCCUUCGUCCCGACAGUUUGGUGUUGUCUAUGGUUAUAUGCCAGCGAAGACGACCAUUUUCAACGACCGCGGUGUUGCCGUGCACUCGUUCCCCCUCGGCCCGCGCAACACCAUUUCCUUCUCGCCCACCGGUCGCUUCGUCCUCGUUGCCGGCUUCGGCAAUCUUGCCGGCCAGAUCGACGUGUACGACCUCGAAAAGGACAACCGAAAGGUUUGCACCAUUGAGAGCGGCAACCCGAGCGUGUGCGAAUGGAGCCCCGACAGCCGUUACAUCAUGACGGCCACGACCUCCCCGCGACUGCGCGUCGACAAUGGCGUCAAGCUGUGGCACGUCACCGGAGGACUCAUGUACAACGAAGAUAUGGUCGAGCUGUACAACGUUCUCUGGCGACCCGCCGACGCAGCUAGCCUCGAGGCCGGAGAUCCUCUCAGCCCUAUCCCGACACCGCACGAAUCUGCCGCGGCCUUCCUCAGCACCGUCAAGGCGCCCAGCAAACCUGCGGGAGCCUACCGACCUCCUGGCGCUCGUGGACUGGCCACGCCGCUUCACUUCAAGCGCGAGGAUGAGGGCGGCGCCGCUCACGUCGUCAGCAACGGCACCCAGAACGUGAGUGCCAACGGCUUCGGCAGAUCCCGACGCGCCGUUCCCGGCGCCGAGCUGGCCGAGAACGUCCCGACCGUCCGGACUGUGCCUGGUGCGGAGCCCGCCAACGAAGACGGCGGCGCCAAGAAGAACAAGAAGAAGCGCAGCAAGAAGAACAACCACACCGACGGCAAGCUGGAGCCUGAGCCUAACGGAGGGGCCAGCCUUGCGCCGCCGCCGCAGGAAUACGGCGGUGGCUCGGGCAACGAGGGUCGCAGCCCCGAGAGGCGCGGAGUGGCCGGUGGCAACCAGAACGGCCGCAACUUCAGGAGCCGGUCCCGCAACAACAUGAACCGCAGCCGAAGCAACACUCAGCAAGGCGCCCGUGGCCAGAACGGUGUCCAGAACGGACAGCAUCAACAGCAGCACCAGCAGUCCGGUCCUCCCCCUAAUGCCCCAACUGAGCCAGCGUCGCAGAACCCAAACGCUAAGAAGAUUCGCAGUCUGCAGAAGAAGGUCAGGGCCAUUGAGGACUUGGAGAUGCGCCUUGCUGGUGGUGAGAAGCUGGAGGACACCCAGCUGAAGAAGAUUCACACCAAGACAUCUGUGCUCAAGGAGCUGGAGUCUCUCGGUGGCGAGUCGUAAAUAGCCCUUUUUGGACUUGUGACUGAGGAGAGCAUACAGGGGGAGGGUGUGGAUGUGCACAGGGUUGAUUGGUAUCUGCUUGGUUUGUCUGUUGUGUUUCGUUAUUUCACCUUGUGGAAAUGGGCGCCCCAUAGCCCGGCAUCUUCUGGUAAAAAGCUUUCAGAGUAUGACCACUCGGCCGAAGGCUAUUACUGAGCGGGUGAGGUGAAAACAGUGAGAGAAUGGAGAUGGUGAUGGCGAUUUGGUUUUGUACACCACUUGCAGCACAUCGUUUCUUGGACAAGGAAAGCGAUGUGCUUGUGUCCAUCGGGCCCUCGGGCCGCGGUGGUCGAGGUAGACGUCCAUGCCGGUAAAUGGUUGCGAGCACCGAGUUCACGCCUUUUGCUGUGGGUGUUCUCGGGAUAGAUGGUGCUCUGAAGCUUAG